CGGCCACGUCGGUCGGUCCAGCCGCGUCGCCGCCCCCCUGCCCGCUCCGGCCAUCCAUCCACCACCCACCGUUGACGUCGCGCCGGGGUAAACCACACAAGACUUUGACUUUCUCGCCGCCAUGCGCGUCCCCUCUUCCUCUUAAGCCCCGUGCACCAACCGUCCUCCGUCCAAUUGCCGUCCCUGCACGCACGCCUACUCUGCCCACCAUGGCCCGCUCCACAUGUCUGUCGCUCGUCGCCGUCGCCAUGGCCGUCGCCGCGGCGCUCGCUGCUGCCGGCGAGGCGUCUUCCGGGAUCGGGUUCGACCUGCACCACCGAUCCUCGCCCGUGGUGAGGCGGUGGGCGGAGGCGCGGGGCCACCCGGGCGCCGCGUGGUGGGCCGAGGCCGAGGGCACGCCGGAGUACUACGCCGCGCUGUCCCGCCACGACCGCGCCCACCUGGCCCGCCGCGGCCUCGCGGAGGGCGACGGCGGGAAGGGUGGGCUGCUCACCUUCGCCAGCGGCAACCUCACGUUCCGGCUCGACGGGUCGCUGCACUACGCGGAGGUGGCGGUGGGCACGCCGAACGCAACGUUCCUGGUGGCCCUGGACACCGGCAGCGACCUCUUCUGGGUGCCCUGCGACUGCAAGCAGUGCGCGCCCAUCGCCAACGCCUCGGAGCUGCGCGGCGGGCCGGAGCUCCGGCCGUACAGCCCCGGGAAGUCGUCGACGAGCAAGGCGGUGACCUGCGAGCACGCGCUCUGCGAGCGGCCCAACGCCUGCGCUGCCGCCGGCAACAGCAGCAGCAGCUGCCCGUACAGCGUCAGGUACGUGUCCGCCAACACGUCCUCCUCCGGGGUGCUGGUCGAGGACGUGCUCCACCUCAGCCGGCAGACUGGCGGUCUUUCGACGGCGGUGAAGGCGCCCGUGGUGCUCGGGUGCGGGCAGGUGCAGACGGGCGCGUUCCUGGACGGCGCCGCCGUGGACGGCCUGCUGGGGCUCGGCAUGGACAAGGUGUCCGUGCCCAGCGUGCUGCACGCCGCCGGCCUCGUCGCUUCCGACAGCUUCUCCAUGUGCUUCAGCCCCGACGGCCUCGGCCGCAUCAACUUCGGCGACGCCGGCCGCCCCGGCCAGGCCGAGACGCCCUUCACCAUCCGGAACACGCACCCGACGUACAACAUCAGCGUGACGGCGAUGACGGUGGAGGGGAAGGAGCUGGCGGCGGAGUUCGCCGCCGUCGUGGACUCCGGCACGUCCUUCACCUACCUCAACGACCCGGCGUACACGGAGCUGGCCACCAGCUUCGACUCCCAGGUGCGCGAGAAGAGGGCCAACCUCAGCGCCUCCAUCCCCUUCCAGUACUGCUACCAGCUGGCCCGCGGGCAGACGGAGCUCUUCGUGCCGGAGGUGAGCCUCACCACCAGGGGCGGCGCCGUCUUCCCGGUCACCCGCCCCUUCGUGCUCAUCGCCGGCGAGACCAGCGACGGCCAGAUGGUCGCCGUCGGAUACUGCCUCGCCGUGCUCCAGAACGACAUCGCCAUCGACAUCAUCGGCCGUACGCGCAUACUGAUACACACUGCUACUGUCUUCUCUUCAGCUAAUUCGUCGAUCGUUCCGUUGCUGAUUGCUGAUUACUUCAUCACUGAUGAAAUGCAUGCAGAGAACUUCAUGACCGGCCUCAAGGUGGUGUUCGACCGGGAGAGGUCCGUCCUCGGCUGGCACCAGUUCGACUGUUACAAGGACGUGGAGAAGGAGGCCCACGGCGGGAGCCCCGGCGCGGCUCCAGGGCCAUCGCCGACGACCCGAAUCAGGCCGCGGCAGAGCGUCCCGUACCCCGGCGCGGUGCCCGUAACGCCGAGGCAGCCGGGCUCAGGCGGCAGCCGCCUCUCCUUCUUCUCCAUGUCGCUGUUGCUUCCCUUGCUGGCUGCCGCCGCGUCCAUGGUCUGAUCUCAUCGGCGCGGGAGAACCGGUGUACAUACAUACAUAGUACAAACUAGUAGUUGAUUCAGAAUUUUGAUACACAUUCAUAUACUAGCUAGGUCCAUCAUUUAUAGUUGAUUCAGAAGCCCAUGUGUACAUGCGGCAUGUCACAUGCAGAUGCGAAUAAAAACAUACAGAUGCACUCCUUCUGUGUA
This is a messenger RNA of Triticum aestivum (bread wheat), 2116 nucleotides long. RefSeq names its product aspartyl protease family protein 1. Gene Ontology annotation, molecular function: aspartic-type endopeptidase activity. Bases 210 to 1928 code for a protein of 572 amino acids. The record is from RefSeq and is a predicted model, not a curated record. Gene Ontology annotation, biological process: proteolysis. NCBI's taxonomy places the organism in Eukaryota, Viridiplantae, Streptophyta, Magnoliopsida, Poales, Poaceae. The transcript is spliced from 3 exons.